CGGUCGGAAACCAAGAACAGCAACAAGGUUUAACCCCUUAGGUGUCACGAGCUGUUUAGGUAGGUACAAUACCUAGGAAGGUAGUUUCUAGCAAAAUAAUAGACGUCGAGUAGGUAUCAAAUAUGAACCGGAACUUCCGUUUCUGUUAGGGUUUACAAGGAUGGUCAUCACGACCGAGUCGCGAACGUCGCCUACUUCUUUGUCGCGAGAAACGUACUAUCCAUUUACAUAGUCGAAAUGUUUUAACAUAUCUAGUUCGUUGACCGAACAAUAAUUUCUUAAUUUCUUACUCUUAUUUUCUCUCUUUUUUCCGUCUCUUAUCUUCUGUUAAUAUAACUACUUCAAAUACGCCUUAGACGUCAUAGUUACUAUUCAAGUAACCAGCAGGAAGACUCAAUACCUCGUUUGCCCGUCUCUACCUUCGACAUUCAUUACAAUCUUCCGUAUUUGGUGGCCAUAGUGCUGCCAUUGAAAUCGGGCUGGCAGCGUGGAUCGUGGAUCGUGGAUCGUGGAUUAUACCGGUAUCUGCUUGACUUCUUUGACUGUAAUAGUAUACUCGGAUUCGUUUUAAUUAUAUCCACGGCGACUCUAUCAAAAACGACAAUACACAUGGUCAAACCGAAAGCCAGAACAACAGUAUUCCUUUUCCCCUUCUCCUAACCCUUUUCCCUCUCAUCAACCUCCAAUCUUCUCAUUACGAUGCCGUCCAUAAUAGAGGAUGCUAGCCCUCGCACCAACUUCACCAUCGUCGCAGACGCGUUGCCCAGUCAAGUCUUAGAUGGUAGCCGCCUAAGCUAUUAUGUAGCUAUCAGUGCAGUAUUGUUCUGUAUAUGGUUAUUUCAAUCAGGCAAGCAGAAAUGCAGUGUCUCGGCACCUUUCUACCAGGCAUCCCGAUUAAAAUGGAUGUUUAAUGCCGAUACCUUGAUCAAGGAUAGCUAUUCCAAGUUCCGUGAUACUGUGUACCAGGUCAAAUCGACAGAGGGUAUGAGAACUAUCAUCCCGUCGUCACUGGUCGGCGAGCUCAAGGGUCUCCCAGAAGAUACUCUAAGCGCGAGGACGGCUGUUAAAGAGGCUAUGUUGAGCGAGUAUACCAACCUCUGCGCGGGAGCGCAUUCUGACACGCUGUCUCUGCUCUUGAAGUGCAAGAUGACUGGGCAGCUAGCAAGAAUGACGCCACAGCUCAAGGAAGAGCUCGAACACAUCAUCGCCAACGAGUUUCCCGAGUGUCAAGAAUGGACCCCCUUCAAGAUACAGCCUUUCAUGGUCCGAACGAUUGCUCGUCUAAGUGGGCGUGUCUUUGUUGGACCACUGCUGAACCGGUCAGAGGAAUGGAUGGAUGUGAGCAUCAACUUCGCCAUCACCGCCUUUAUCGCGGUUAUCAAGCUACAAUUCUUCCCGCCGUGGAUGCGCCCUGCAGCACAAUAUCUAGUUUCCGAGCUACGCACGAUCCGGAGAGACCUAGAGAGGGCACAGGCGAUGCUUACGCCUAUUAUUGAAGAGCGUAUCCGUGACGCAGAGACACCCGGAUACGAUAAGCCCGACGAUUUUGUCCAAUGGUUACAGGAUGCCUUGCCGGAGGACCAGAAGACAGACUUCUAUAUUCAGAGCAAGAUACAGCUACUGCUAAGUGCUGCGUCAAUUCACACGACGAGUAAUCUGACCACGGAUUGUAUUUACGACUUAGCUGUGCACCAAGACAUGCAGGAGAUACUUCGCGAAGAAGCGCGUGAAGUAUUAAACGACGAUGAGGCAUGGGAGAGGAAAGAUAGUAUGGGCAAGCUGAAGAAACUUGAUAGUUUUAUCAAGGAGUCUCAGCGACUGUCCGGGAACGUCACAUCCUUCAUCCGAAAAGUGAUGAAGCCAGUCGAUCUAUCCGACGGAACACACCUACCAUCGGGCACCAAUCUUCUCGCACCGAUGGCCGGCAUCGCCGUCGACCCGCGAUACUAUCCGGACCCCGAAGUCUUCGACGGGCUACGAUUCUGGAAACUCCGACAACAUCAACAUUCAUCAUCAUCCUCAUCCUCAUCUUUCUCUUCACCUGCAUCCUCUACCACUACCCUACCAACUUCAACAACAACAACAACAGACGAGCUCUCUGCGAACGCGAAUGGGCGGUGGCAGUUCACCAGCAUCGGCGACACAGCCAUGAACUUCGGGCUGGGAAAGCACGCGUGUCCGGGCCGCUUCUUCGCCGGCUGCGAGAUCAAGAUGGUCCUCGCGUACCUACUGCUGCAUUACGACAUCAAGCUACGGGACGGCGAGGGCCGGCCGGCACCCAACAUGUUUAUGAUGACUAAGAGUCCGAGCAUGACCGCCGAGGUUCUGUUUAGGAGGAGAACGACAAUUUAUUCAUGAUGACUUCGCUUAGAAAAAAAAAAGGAGAAGCGAUGUACACAGGCGGAAAUGUCUCGGGGCCAGGAGCUACCGGGAUUGCUAAUAAGUCCGACAUGUAUGAAGUCGGAUAUGGACGGAUGAUUUAGGAUAUGUAUUAAGGGGAAGGAACGGAACUUGCAUAUAAUACCCAAUCGUACAAAACAUGUAUAUACUAUAUACCCAAGUCCCGUAGCUUAGUUUAUGGGCUUUAGGAUUGCGACAUUGUCAUAGAAAGGCGUUCAAUGGGGCUUAUAUAUCGGACAGACCUCAAAAAUCUUGGCAGUAGAGCAAAUAGAACGUUCACUCGGAUUGAAAUCACUUAACAAAAAGAUGAAG
Daldinia decipiens is the source of this 2712-nucleotide messenger RNA. RefSeq names its product ent-kaurene oxidase. The coding region runs from base 700 to 2358 and encodes 552 amino acids. Gene Ontology annotation, molecular function: oxidoreductase activity, acting on paired donors, with incorporation or reduction of molecular oxygen; heme binding; monooxygenase activity. The transcript has 5 exons. NCBI's taxonomy places the organism in Eukaryota, Fungi, Ascomycota, Sordariomycetes, Xylariales, Hypoxylaceae. The record is from RefSeq and is a predicted model, not a curated record.